AUGAGCGAUGAGUUUAAUCAAGAAGGCCGUACGUUCGAGGCAGGAGCAGACCACCUCUGGACCGCAAUUGAGAAACCUGAUGGUGUGAACGCUGCGCUGGAGAUUUACUCCAUCAACAUGACAUCUACGGAGUGCGAUAAAGAUGACAACUGCUACUUUUACAUCGAGGCAGACAUCGACGAAACGAACCUUACCGGUUGGAACAAGUUCUGCUUUCAAGGAGGGCUUGCCGUUUUGCGCGUUCAGCUGCCUGGUGUCGUGGGCAAGAGCUCCGGGAAUCCCGACCUCAGUAACGCCACUAAAACCACUCGAGCGGAGAGUAUUGAAUACUAUCCUACUUGGCCUGGUAUAUGGAUGGUUGGAAACUUGGGGCGAGCUAUCUUCACGGGCUCGACAGCUCGCUUGUGGCCCGUAUCAGUGCGUGCGACCCCGAUCCCGGUUCGGGCAUGA
Molecule: messenger RNA, 450 nt
Organism: Phytophthora infestans T30-4
Lineage: Eukaryota; Oomycota; Peronosporomycetes; Peronosporales; Peronosporaceae
Exons: 3
Coding region: 1-450 (149 amino acids)
Biological process (GO): (1->6)-beta-D-glucan biosynthetic process
Cellular component (GO): endoplasmic reticulum membrane; plasma membrane
Molecular function (GO): glucosidase activity
Source: RefSeq, a predicted model, not a curated record